CCGGUCACAGGCGAAGACGGCGACACUCAAACCAGAAGGUCAGUAUUCCCUUUGACAUGCAGACUUCUUGUACGAUCAUGACCCCAAAGCUGACCACCACAACCCAGACCUCACAGCUAACACCACUACCACCACAAACCCCGAAGUCACCGCCGAAUUCUCCUCGCGCCUCCGCCAAAUGGGCAUCGUCCAGCCCAACCCAACCUUCUCCUCCACAUCAACAGCCAGUCCCGGCCCCGGCCCCGGCCCGAGUCCUCACGCCGACCUAAUCCAGAACCCCGGCCCUCUAUUCCCCUCCACCUCCCGCAACGCAACACUCGGCACCCUCGAAGCCCGGCGCCGGCUCCAGCAGGAGGCCGACGCCGAAUUUGACGGGCUUGGACGCAGCAGUAGCGGCGGGAGGGAGUUUUUGGAUUUGAAGACGAUUGUUCAGAUGCACCUGAUGCGCGAGAGGGGAUACUCGCCCGCGGAGAUUGAGGCGAGGCUGGAAUUGAAGGCUGGGGUUGUGGCGAGGUUGGGUCGGGUUGGGAUCACGUCGCCUGCUUGAUGAGGCAAAUCACACAUGAAGAAGUGGUUUGUUGAUGGAAAGAUUUGAAGGAUGUAUAAAAAAAGAUGUAAUUUUAGGUAUACUGCUCUACGAAAACCGCAAAAAAAAAGCUCCCAAACUCCU
This is a messenger RNA of Colletotrichum phormii, 670 nucleotides long. RefSeq lists its product as uncharacterized. NCBI's taxonomy places the organism in Eukaryota, Fungi, Ascomycota, Sordariomycetes, Glomerellales, Glomerellaceae. The record is from RefSeq and is a predicted model, not a curated record. Bases 179 to 547 code for a protein of 122 amino acids. The transcript has a single exon.